Molecule: messenger RNA, 270 nt
Organism: Sphaeroforma arctica JP610
Lineage: Eukaryota; Ichthyosporea; Ichthyophonida
Exons: 1
Coding region: 1-270 (89 amino acids)
Source: RefSeq, a predicted model, not a curated record
AUGAGAUUGAAUGAUGACCGUCUGACCGUCCAUACUCCCCAGUCCACUUUCGAGACUCCAGACUCCAGAGUCCCCAAUGCCCCAGGGGCCCAGCCUCCAGAGCCCCAGGGGCCCAGCCUCCAGAGAGUGGCCCAGACUCCAGAGAGUGGCCCAGCCUCCAGAGAGUGGUCCAGUCCCCACGAGGCGCCAAGCGGUCAAGAGGCCACGAGUCUACGACCCCACCGACACACCGAGAGUGGCGAGUGGUACAGGCCGACAGGCGCACCCUGA